Tetrahymena thermophila SB210 is the source of this 2346-nucleotide messenger RNA. RefSeq lists its product as hypothetical. The transcript has 5 exons. The record is from RefSeq and is a predicted model, not a curated record. NCBI's taxonomy places the organism in Eukaryota, Ciliophora, Oligohymenophorea, Hymenostomatida, Tetrahymenidae.
AAUUAAGAGCAAUAAUCAAUUUAACUAAUUUCUAUUAAAUUCAUUCUUUUCCAAUAUAAAUAAUACUCAGAAUAUUUACGAUUGAAUUAUUAAUUAAUGAACAUGUUUGGUAACUCUGCAUUGCUAGGUCCUGGUCCAUAAUCUCCUCCAUAAAGCAGCAACUUGUCCCAAUUUUCUCUUUAAGAUGACUUUAAUUCUAAUAAAUUAAGUGGCAAAAAAUAUUUAAAUAGCUUUGGGGCAAGUAAAGAUAUGUCAUUUAGCAAAUAAUAUGAUGAAAAUGAAGGAGCAGGAUCAAGUUUUAUGAGGAGAAAUAAUAACUUUAGCUAAGAUGAUAAAAGACUUGAUUCGUAGUUUAAUGUAUUUGUCCAAAACUACUCUCAAGAUAGAAAAAGUUAGGAUAUGCAACCAAUUAAAUAAAAAUAAAAUAAAAAUAUUGCAAAUUAAAGUGGUGAUUAUGGGGGAAUUCUCUAAUUUGGAAGCGACUUUAGUAAUGCAUCUUUUUAAAGCAAAAAACAUAAUUAGUAAAAAUAGAAUAAAAUCCAAAAUGCUGUAGAAGAGGACAAUAGCAUUUCAAAUUCACCUCGCUAACUCUCACCAGGCCAUUAAAUGAUGCUAAAAAAAUCAUUGGAAUAUUUAACACCUAAUAUAAUAGAUUAAGGUUUAAAGUAAUUAAGAUAGAUGAAUGAAGUAACUUAAAGUAGACCACUUGCUUCUGCUUCGAUUAUUUACAAUCACUGCAUAGAUGAAGAAGAAAUAGUCAAUAAUAUAAAGGGUUUAGCAAGAGAGCUCAAAAACAUAGGUGCUAUCGAAAAAGAAUUAUAAAUCGAAUACAAUGAAAAAAUGAAGGAUAAAACUGAAGUAACUGAGAAAAAGAAACAAAAUUAUGAAAUAUUUACUAGGUUAUACAAAGAUGCUGAAGAGAAGCUAGAAAAAUAAAAACAUUAUCAGUUGGAAGCAGAGCGUUAGAUUGAAAAAAUGACUAAUUUAAGUGCAGUAAAUAAAAAAUCAGAGCACAUUUUAAAAGAAAAGAGCAAUUAUGUGAAAAUUCAAGACAGAGUUGAUCAAAUUAUUAAGUAAAAGAGAACUAAAAUAGACUAAGCACAUUUAUUAAUAAGAGCUGAAGAAAACUAAUAAAUAAAGCAGAACUCAUUAUAAAAGAGAAGUUAAGUUAAUUUAUUAAAUUAAAACAUGCAAAACCUUGCUUUAGACUAUUCUUAAUCUACAGAAAAUAAUUUUACAGUAAAUUCUAAUAUUUAUAAAGCUUAAGAUAAAGAUAAGAGCUUUUCCUUAAGCCAAGCUGAAAUAAACGCUAAUAACAACUAAGAAUAUGGUAAUAAAGGAUAUACUAAAAGAUAAUUAGAAGAAUUUAUCAAUAGAAAUGAAAGAAAAAAAUAAAUAGUACAUGAGUAAAUAUUAGAAAAAAAACUGUAGAAAGAAUAAAAAGAGCUGUAAAGUGCAACAUUUCAUCCUAAAAUCAAUAAAAAAUCAGAAUAAAUAGCUCAAGCCAGUUGGGAACCAAUAGAAGAAAGAGUAGAGAAGAUGUAAGAGAAAAUAAUUGAAAAGAGAAGAAAAUAAUGCGAAAGCGAGUAUUCAAAAUAUAGCUACUCUCCUUUAAUCAAUAGAAAAUCCUCUUAAAUUGCAACUAAGUUAAAUAGAACUCCAUUAAAUAAAUCUUACAAUAAUCUUAACAGAAGCCUAACUCCAUUUAAUAAAUCAUUAAAUUAAACUUAGGAUUUAUCUACCUCGAGAAAUUAAAACCCUUCUUCUAAAAAUAUCAGUUAAAGACCUUAAACAGCUUUUGAAAAAAGCAAAAAUUUACUGAGUACAACAUAGAUAAAAUAAAUAAUUCAAAAAAAUGAUAGCUAAUUAAAUAUAACUUCUUUUAACAGGAAUGACUCAAGUAAUAAAAUGAAAUAGAAUCAAAUCUAAGGUAAAUCUAGCUAAACAGUAGCUAGCGAUAAUGUAAGCCUCCCUUCAAGAUAAGAAAAAGUCAAUUUAAAUGAAUUACAGAAAGAAGACUAUUUCUAAAAUUUUACUUAACAAUAUGCCUUAUAAAAAGACUAAUCAGCAAAAUUAAAUCGCUAAAAUAGCCAGUUAUCAGGAAAUUCUAAGCCAUCAUCAAUAAACUAAGUAAUCGAAAAACAAUAAGAUUAAAUAAAAUAGAAUCCUAUCAUCUAAUAGUUUUAAAAUAAAUAAAGAUCAAUAUCCCAGAUUACUGCUAAUUAAUAAAAUGAAGCAAAAUCACCAGUAACCAUAAAUAAAACAGCUAAUAACUAAUAAGCCAAAUCUAUUCCUUUAAAUAAAGAUAAUAAAUUUCUUCUCAACAUGUUAAAUAAAUAUAAAUGA